Messenger RNA from Carica papaya (papaya), 605 nucleotides. The record is from RefSeq and is a predicted model, not a curated record. Lineage: Eukaryota; Viridiplantae; Streptophyta; Magnoliopsida; Brassicales; Caricaceae.
UUAAUUGGAUCUGCAAAUAUUAAUCAACGAUCCAUGGAAGGCACCAUAGACCCUGAAAUACCAAUGGGUGGCUAUCAGCCUCAACACACCUGGGCAAAGAAAAAAUCUGGUCCACGAGGGGAGGUAUAUGGAUAUCGGAUGUCAUUAUGGGCAGAACACAUUGGAGGUCUGGAGAAAUGUUUCGAGCGACCCGAGAGCCUUGAAUGCAUGAGAAGGGUUAGUUACUUGAGUGAGAUGAACUGGAGACAGUAUGUAAGUGAUGAGGUAACUGAAAUGAAGGGUCACCUUCUCAAGUAUCCAGUAGAAGUUGGAAGAACAGGGAAGGUGAAGGCUCUUCCUUAUUGUAAAACAUUCCCAGAUGUGGGUGGAAACAUAUUGGGUUCUUUUACAGCCAUUCAAGAAAAUCUCACAAUUUAGGAUACUGACCCUGUCCUAACUUGGAUUAUGUUGUAUGGACUUCAGACACCGAAAAAAGAAUUUUCUGUUGUAAAAAAAAGUGAGGUUAUACUUUCUAUCAUUGUUAGAACUUAGACAUUCAUUACUGUGUUGAGGUUUUUGUCUCACCAAUUUAUUUGGUGAUUAAUUAAAGUCAAUAUAUAGUGAAA